GUUGACGAUACUCGUCGCAUCAACUCAUGUCUCCCUCCUCUUGAGUCUCCACACUCUCCUUCAUCAUCUCCGCUUUGACAUUGUCGCCCCGGGCACACCCCAUGUCUCGACACGAUGGACGUUGACACGCCGCCGGGCGACCUGCCCAUCCCCCUCCCUGAAUUCAGCGCGUCGUUCCCCCUCCCCUUCCGCGUCCUCUUUCUCGUCGGCCUCGCCAUCCUUCUCUGGGCGGUCAACCUAAACGUCCUCUCCCUCCUCGGGCUCGACGUAUCUUGGGCUCUCGACAUCAGAGAUGGCGACGACACGUAUACCGAGGUGCCCCGGCAACCGUCGCUUGUCCCGUCUCAGUACCUUUACGGACCGGUGUACAAGCUCUUCCUGGGCUACACGGCCUGGUGCGUGGCGGGAUACGCCGCGUUCCGGGUGAUCUGCGGCGACGACACGGAGGCGAUGGAGAGGUGGCGUGGCCUGGUUGGCGUUAUCUGCCUCCUGCCACUAGUCGUGAGCCUAACUCCCCUUCGAGGGGUCGGGUACCGAGAACGGAGAGCGUUGCGGCGCGCCCUUGCGCGCUGCAUCAACCCACCGAUCCGCGAUCCCAUCUUCUUCUGCGACGUUAUCCUCGCGGAUAUCCUCACGAGCUUCGCCAAGGUCAUCGGCGACUUGUUCGUUAGUGCCAAUCAGAUCGUCUUCGGCGGCAUCUCCCACGGCCGCCAGGUGCCCCACGGUGCGACCAAGUGGCUCGUCCUCGGCAUGGUGUGCCUCCCAUACGUUAUCCGUUUCAGACAGUGCAUGAUCGAGUUCUACCACUCGGGGUGGAAGAGCACGCGACCUCUCGCCAACGCGUGCAAGUACGCGUCGGCGUUCCCCGUCAUCUUCCUCUCUGCGCUGCAGAAGAACGUCGUCACAGAGGUCGCCGCAGCAAAGGGAAUGAGCGCAGCCGAGCUGAGCGCCAGCGGCCGUUGGUUUGGCGAGCACCGCCUCUUCCGACUGUGGCUGCUCGCCGUCGUCGUCAACUCGAUGUUCUCCUUCUACUGGGAUGUGCAGAAGGACUGGGGUCUCUCCCUGCUCGAGGUCGACACCUGGACGCUAUCAAGGAGCGAGUACGCGCCGACCCACGUGCGCUCUCUCUCCCAGCCGCGCGGCCUCUGGUCCCGCCUCACAUCGCCGCACCAGCGCUCCCCCCUUCCCACGCCAGGCGGGUUCGACAGCCGAUCCAACAGCCGAUCCAACAGUCCCACACGCCGCACCGCGCACUGGGGCUUGCGGCCAACCCUGCUCCUCCCCGACCCCGCAGUAUACUACCUCUUCGCGAUUCUCGACCUGGUGCUGCGGUUCACGUGGAGCCUUGAGCUCUCGUCGCAUCUGCACGUCAUCAGCGACAUUGAGAGCGGCGUGUUCAUGUUGGAAGCGCUUGAGCUUGUGCGGCGCUGGAUGUGGGUGUUCAUCCGCAUUGAGUGGGAGGCCGUGCGUAUGGGCGAGAUGACGAGGUUCCGUGCCCCAGGCCAUGUCGAGCGUACCGCGGUGCUGUGGGACGACAAGGACGCGCAGCGCGACGACUAGAUAUAGAGAUACUGUUACGCAUAGAAUAUACCAUGCAUUCGAGUUUAUGAU
This is a messenger RNA of Cutaneotrichosporon oleaginosum, 1611 nucleotides long. RefSeq lists its product as uncharacterized. NCBI's taxonomy places the organism in Eukaryota, Fungi, Basidiomycota, Tremellomycetes, Trichosporonales, Trichosporonaceae. Gene Ontology annotation, cellular component: membrane; cytoplasm. The record is from RefSeq and is a predicted model, not a curated record.